AUGACAGCGGAAACGAGCACUACAAUAAGUAGCAUUAGUGGUGGUAAUUUAAAUACAAAUAAAGUGGCAAUUAGUGGCAAUCAAAAUGCCCAAAAGCGAGGAUUUCAUCUCGAAACAGAUAAAAUUGAAAAUUUACAGCUUUGUGAACAGCAAAACAAUACAAGUCCAUCGACACUGAACAAGCUCGGCACACAUCUCCUUAACUGGAUCUUCUGCGGUCCUUGCAUACAAUUCCUAAAAACAUCCACAACAUUUCACAAAAUGACCCUAACGGGUGUAACACUAAUAGUAACAUCUCUUCUAGUCGCUUCACCAAUUCUCUUCCUUAUAUCAGCAGCACCAUCAAUGCCUCAUAGUCGAGACGGAUGUUCUCACGACGAGUGUGGAAUUCAUCAUGUACCACCUGCCGAAUGUACCGACGUAAUUUGUAAGAAUGCAGCCGCAAGUAUUCAAGCAAAAAUCAAUUGGAAAAUUGAUGUCUGUAAAGAUUUUAAAUCAUUUAGUUGCUCAAAUCAACAGAAUAGCUUGAGGGCUAUCAAAAGUCCACAGGAAAUUGCCGAUAAUCAAAUGCUCCAAUUGCUAUCGCAAAACACGACAAGUGGAGCAUUUAGAAAAUUGGGUCGGCUUUAUGAGAGCUGCCUACGUCAAGAGCUAAACUCAAGUUCAAUAAGACUUACUAUGGAAAAGUUGGGUGGAUAUAUGCCGAUAAAUGCCUUAGGACCAUCAACUGUCAUGCCAUUGAUGCUGAAAAUGAAACAGUUUGGUGCACCACUUCUUUUGCUUGACAUUUAUUAUGAUUUAAGUUAUGGAAGAAGACCUCAAGUUCUUUUGAUCAUUGACAUUCCACCCGAUGUUCAUUAUAUCUUGCAAAAUUAUGUUCGCUUCCACACACCAAAAGCACCAUUAAUAAAAGUCAAUGAAAAUGUUCCAAAACUUCUCGAUGAAGUCCUCAAAAAUUUUCUCCCAUCCGGUCUGUCGAUUGAGCAGCGCGAGUCUGAACGUCAAUCAAUUCACCACUUUGUUCGCGAAUUAAAUCACAUCCGUCGAAAUCAUAUUGAUCGAGAUUUCUCAAACAGCUUUGUUGUGAAUAAUAUAUCAGCUCUAAUGGAAUCAUAUCCAUUUCUAAAUUGGUUGGAGCUAUUACCGCUGAACUGGAAUGGUCCAAUUGUGCUGCGAAGUCCAAUGUAUCUGAGAUCGUUAAAGACAUUAUUGAUGUCACAUCCGAAUCGAAUCAUACACAAUUCAUUAUUAAUGCUAUUUGUGUUAAAUGCUCUUCCUGGUGAUGUCCCAGCACCACUGUCGUGUGCAAAGGCAACGAUGUCGCUUAUGCCUGAAGCUUCCUCUUCACUCUUUAUGAGUCAGUUUACUGAUGCUGUUGUACGUGAUGCGAUUGCAAGGGUAAGUCUUACUGUUAUUACUAUUAUAAUCAGGAUGUGGACAUUUGAGGAUUAA
Molecule: messenger RNA, 1452 nt
Organism: Chironomus riparius
Lineage: Eukaryota; Metazoa; Arthropoda; Insecta; Diptera; Chironomidae
Source: the annotation of a GenBank genome assembly